GUGGACAGGUCGCUGCCCCGGCCCGGGCAGGCUCCGGCCGCCUCCGCAGGUGGUUGUGGAUUACUUGCCUUUGGAAGCACAUGCCCCAGGCAUUCCUGCUCUGACUUGAGCCCGGUGGUGCGGCUGCAGAGGAAGAAGCCUGAAGAGGGUGGGAGGAGCAUUUCACGUUCCCCCCUUUCCUGGUGACCUUCGCUUCUGGCCAUAUUAUUUGGACGUCUUCCCCUCCAAGGCUCACAUUAGGCAGAAUGCCUUAUGUUUAAAAAUUUACCACUAUCUGAAGACUCUGAGGUCCCAUCUUACCCUCUUCCAUGGUAAUUCCUUCUGCUGGCCUUUGUAUGUGGACCACAUUCAGUCCUGUUCAGCCCAUAUAAGUUGUAACUUAAAUGUAGGCUCUCAGUCUGGUGUAAAGCUGAUGGGUGGGAGCAAAGGUAAAGAAUGAUGUAAUGCAGCAGCACCCAGAAAGCAUCUUUUGUGUGAAUUUUGAAAUGGCUACUCCAUAGUCAUCUCCUGAUGAAUCAGACGUGAGGGGCUUCUUUGUGGAGCCAACCAUUUGUACAUCAACUGGAAGCAGGAGGAGACAUUCAGUCCAAGAGCUCUUUCUGAAAAUGUAUUUAACUUUUCUUUUGCCAGUCACUGCCAGCAUGACCUCAUACACUUCUAGUACAAUGGUGUGGCUAAGCCUUUGAGUACACAGCCAUUACAUCAUCGCAGCAAAUUAGAGAGGGAGGUGGGGAAAGAGGCCUUGUUGUUGUCAUGGCCGGUGAGAUGAUCAGGACCCAACUCAUUGUCGCUGAGAAGUUGGUGGCUUUGCUGGAGAGCGGGACACAGAAGUUGCUGCUGAUUGAUAGCCGCCCCUUUGUGGAAUACAACACCUCCCACAUCCUGGAUGCCAUCAACAUCAACUGCUCCAAGCUCAUGAAGCGCAGGCUGCAGCAGGACAAAGUUUUGAUCACAGAGCUCAUUCAGCAUUCAGCAAAACACAAGAUUGAAAUUGACUGCAAGCAGGAAGUGGUGGUGUAUGACCAAAGCUCUAAAGAUGUGACCUCUCUCUCAUCUGACUGCUUUCUUACUGUGCUCCUGGGCAAACUGGAGAAGAAUUUCAGCUCUGUGUAUCUGCUUUCAGGUGGAUUUGCUGAGUUCUCCAGCUCUUUCCCUGGUCUCUGUGAAGGAAAAUCCACACUCAUCCCUACUUGUAUUUCUCAACCCUGCCUACCUGUUUCCAACACUGGCCCAACUAGAAUCCUCCCUCAUCUCUACCUUGGGUGCCAGCGAGAUGUCCUCAACAAGGAGCUGAUGCAGCAGAACGACAUUGGCUACGUGCUGAAUGCCAGCAAUACUUGUCCAAAGCCUGAUUUUAUUCCAGAAUCCCAUUUCCUCAGAGUGCCUGUGAAUGACAGCUUUUGUGAGAAAAUUUUGCCUUGGUUGGAUAAAUCAGUCGAUUUUAUAGAAAAAGCAAAAGCAUCCAAUGGCUGUGUGUUGGUGCACUGUUUAGCUGGGAUAUCUCGCUCUGCCACAAUUGCUAUUGCAUACAUCAUGAAAAGAAUGGAUAUGUCCUUGGAUGAAGCUUACAGAUUUGUUAAAGAAAAGAGGCCAACCAUUUCUCCCAACUUCAACUUCCUGGGCCAGCUGUUGGACUUCGAGAAGAAGAUCAAGAACCAGAGCGGUCAGCCUGGCCACAUCAGCAAGCUGAAACUCCUGCACUUGGAGAAGAGCAGCGAGCAGGUGCUGGAGGCGGGGCACAGCAGCCUCUCUCCCAGCCAGCUCUGCCUCUCCGCCGCCUCGGAGCUGCUGGAGCCCAAGCCCACGGACGGCGGCGCCGGCCGCCGCGGGCACCCGGCCCCGCUGGAGGACGGCCCGCUGGUGCAGGGCAUCAACGGGCUGCACGUCUCCCUGGACAAGGUGGAAGACAGCAACCGGCUGAAGCGCUCCUUUUCCUUGGAUAUCAAAUCCGUAUCCUACUCGGCAAGCAGCAGCUGCGUGACCGCAUCGGUGCAGGGCUUCGCCUCCUCCGAGGACACGCUGGAGUACUACAAACACGCGGCUGCCCUGGAGGGUAGCAGCAAGCUGUGCCAGUUCUCCCCCGUGCAAGAAGUGUCGGAGCAGAGCCCGGAGAGCAGCCCCGACAAGGAGGAGGCGGCCCGGCCCCAGGAGGCCCCGGGCCCGUGGCCGCUGGACAGCACGGCCUCACGGCCACACGCAGGCCGGGGCGGCGGCGGCGCGGCCGCGCCUCGGCCCCUCCUGUACCCCCUGCACCGCAGCGGCAGCGUGGAGGACACCUACAGAACGAACUUCGUCUUCGGGCUCUCCACCAGCCAGCAGCACCUGGCCAAGUCCGCCGCGGGGAUGGGCCUCAAGGGCUGGCACUCGGACAUCCUGGCCCCGCAGCCUUCGUCCCUCACCAACAGCUGGUAUUUUGCCGCCGAGUCCUCGCAUUUCUACUCGGCCUCGGCGGUGUUCGGGGGCGGCUCCGCCUUCCCCGCCUACAGCUGCAGCCAGCUGCCCUCGGGCUGCGAGCAGCCCAGCGCCGUGCGCCGCCGGCCCCGCCAGGCCGACCGCGGCGACUCCCGGCGCAGCUGGCACGAGGAGAGCUCCUUCGAGAAGCAGUUCAAGCGCAGGAGCUGCCAGAUGGAGUUCGGGGAGAGCAUCCUAUCGGACAACAGGUCCAGAGAGGAACUGGGCAAAGUAGGCAGUCAGUCGAGUUUUUCAGGCAGCAUGGAAAUCAUUGAAGUGUCCUGAGGGGCGGAGGCGCGUGUGACUGGCAGGGAUGAGUGUGAGAGGUCCCUGUAAAUCUGAAACUUCCGGUAAAAAGGUGGAGGGAGGGAAGAAAAAGAGGCUUUGCUGUGAGCUCGGGAAAGGUUGGUACUGCAGGGAAGUGACCACGACGUCUGCCCGAGGAGACCAGGUGUGCUGCUGGGCUUUUCCCCUCGCCGGGAGCAAGGCAGAACACAGACCUUUCCCUGUCAGAGGAAGCAAUUCUGUGUGAUGGAUUGCACAUCCUUUCAGUGCCUUUUAACAAGGAAGCUCUCCUGGUGUCAAACCCUUUCUCUGGUUCCGCUGAACCCAUGCUCCUACUUGUCAGAACUAGUUUUGUUCUCCCCUCCCCAUGCCCCACGUCUUCACCAGUGCACCUUAGCCCUGACACUGAGCCAACCUCUGGAGGGAGACCUUUUUCCUGUAAGAAAAGGAGACUGGGAACGAUUCCAAAGGCCACAGGGACUGGUUACAGCAAGGCUGGUCUGAACACACCGUUCAGAGAAAUGUAAAUACUGGUGUAACUAUUGUUCUAAUGGAUAGGCUUUAGGUGAUUCACUAGAGAGCUGCUUCAGAAAAAAGAAAAACCCAGUACCUCAAAAAUACACAAAAUAAACUAGGGCUUUUUAUGGCUGCCACGUGCUGGUAGUUCAUAAGCAAUGUGAACAAGUAAUGACUGGCCACAUUUGAUUUUUUUUUUUAAAGCUGUCUACGCACAAGUGUUUCAGUUGGCUCAGCAGCAAUUCUUAAAAGAUGAAUGAGCCAUAUUUAGGACUGUUUCCCCAUGUCUUUUGAUACAGUAUUUUUAUUUUUGAUAUUAAGCUGGCUUCUGAGAGGUGUAGCUACUUUGGCCUCUAAGCUAUAAAGAAGUGGUUGAUAGGUAGAGCUACAUGCAAGAGAAGUGGCUGGUACAAGUGGCCACAACACACUUUACUUGCCCAUUAACAAUUCAGUUGCUAAAAAACAAUUCAAAUGUUUGGGGUUUUUUAAGGCAAAAAAUGAGCUGGAGUGGACUUUUGUCCUUAACUGAGCAGUUCCAGGGUGGAACUGUAGACACUGAAGGCUGUACCAUGUUCUCACCCUCAGCACCCCAGGGCAGACACCUCCAGCUCAAGGAGGUGUCACAGCCCUGGUUUCACAGGAGAUGCAGCACAGCUCUUCUCAUGUUUUUGACAGUAACCCAGCUGCUUCCCCUCCCACCUUGGCUGCUGCUCACCUUGGGCUACAUGGGCAUGUUCCCAUGAGAGGUUUAUGGUCAGAGAGGGGUGGCACCCUUCAGAACACGUUGAGGGGAAACUAUUGUUUUGUCCCAUUUCAGUGCAGGCAGAUGAAAAUUGUAGUAACAAAUAAUUAACCCUGGCCAACAGCUUUAAAAAAGAAAUUUGUCAGCAGCAAACUGAAGCCCUAAUUCAAGUCAGCAGCUUGGGUUAUGUUUGGGGUUUUUUUACUGUAAGUUUAGCUAGUUUGUGACUCAAAUCUCAGGUUUUACUAUAUUGAAAAGUGGAGAAGAUUUUUGUCAUUGUUUCAUUUGUGGCUAGGAUGUGACUUUCAUUUCCUACAAUGGACUGUUGAAAAUAGCACUGAAAGCUACAGCAUUGAUUAACUUGAUCCUAAAAAGUGCAAAAGGCACAGAGAGGAGGCACCGAGUCACUGAGCUCAGAGGCUCUUUGUGCUGCAUCUGCAAGAGGCUGGACGAAGGGCCUGGGCACAGGAGAGGUUGACAUCACCCUGGACACUGUGUCAGGUGCUGGCUGUUCAUUGAACGUGCUGCCACUUGUCUCUGUUUACAUCUCCAGUGGAAGUGAUUACAUCACAACUAUUUUCAGCUGUGUAUUUGCCUAUGUAAACAGUUGAACCAGGGCUCCUCUCAGCCACAUUUCAGGAAAAGCCUGUGGCUUUGACUUAAACCAGUUAAUAGGAGUUAACACGUAUCAGUCCCUGGAGGCAGAUUCUUCCUCUUUUGUGCUCCUUCAGACAUGUGUGUUCUCUCCCAUUCUUUGUAUGUUUGGGGUUGAUUGCCUUCUGAGGAACUGAAAUCUGGUCUUGUGGCUCCUUGUGAUUCCCAGUGUGUUCUGGAUGAAUCCAAGGUGUAGUCUUAGUACUUACAGGGGUCAGGUUCCCAUAGGAGGAAGCCUUAACCCCAUGUCCUGUACAGGGUGGUGCCCUGGCUCAUACCUCAGCUGGAGUCCUGUCCCUGAACAAUACCGGAAAUGGUUUGCAGAAGUCUGGAAGGCACAGUGGAGGAUGUGAGAGGGAAAAAUGUGUACAUGUUCAAUAUGAAUAUAAUGUAUGGCAUUUGGUGUGUGGCAUACUUGGCAUGUUGGGUGUAUGGUAAGCUGGUGAAAUGGUUCAGAGAGAUGUGAGUUUCUCAUCUUGUUGUGUCAUGAACAUUACCUGUAUGUUACGAUGAAAUAAAAUCAGAAAUGGUACCUGUUUAUACAGAAGGCUGAGGAAGGAGUUGUGGAGUGUUCUACCUGCAGCAGGACCUGCUCCCCUAAGCAGCCAGGAGUUCCUUUAUGGAACACCCCGUUCCCUGCAGGUAUGUUCAUGCAUGACAGGGCUGGAGCAGCUUUAGACCACUUCUCACAAGCAGUGUUGAUUUUACAGCACCAUUUAUAGUAAUUAUUUAGGCCUCUUACUUGUCCCUGAUGAUCCCCCUUCUGCUCCACUGAUGCGCAGCUGUGGGACUUGUCUGCAUUAAAACCUUCCACUGUGUAAUCCAGCUGUGAGUAAUCUGUUCCUCAGGCAGCUAGGGUGGUCUUACUGAAGCAAGUACUUCAAAUUGUUGAAGUUACCCAGAACGAACCCCCAUGCUUCUUUCUUGCCUUCCUCCCAUACUACUUAUUUGAAGAAUAAUUUAAUUACUUUUUUAAGUACUUGUUUUGACUGAUGCUGUCAGUCUUGAAGCAUUCAGAACAAGUUCUGCUCACUGAGAUUGGAGCACACCUCCCAUUGCUGCUUCAGUGAAUGGCCCACACAAAUGUAGCAUGGAUUAGAAUUAGAGGGCUGUCACAGUUGUAUCCUUAGAGAUGAAAGCUGUGAGUUUAUGUAACAGCAUCUUCAAACUCAGGUGCAGUAACAGAAGCCUUCUCUUUUGAGAAUUUCAAAGCACAGUCCCAGAAAGGGAAAUGUAAAAUCUUCAGUCUCCCUAAAAGAAACUGAACCAUCAGUCAGAGCACCAGUAUCAACCUGUGUGAGUUUCUGUGCUUAUUUCUACAAACAAGAUGUAGCAGCUCUUAGAGAGGAAAACAACCAUGCAAAUUCAAUGGCAUCAUCAGCUGCUUUGUCUACACAACAGGUUGGUUGACAUGACAGUCUUCUGAGAUUUAGCCGCUCACCCCAUUCCAAAGUCUACUUCUGAUUGCAGUAGCUCUGUUUGUUCCUUCAAGUUCUGGUUUUUUGAAGCAUUCACUUCAGCUUUCACCACUCCUCCUGACUGCUUUGCAGGACUUGCUCUCCUCCUGCUCCCUCCAUCCCUGGCCCUGCCACCAGAUAGCUCUGGGAAGAGAGUCUAACUCCACCUCCAGUCAAAACCCAAGGGGCAACUGAAACCUGCCUCAUGUAUGUCAUCAACACUUUCCAUUUCACUGGCAUUUCUAGGAAGAGGUCCCUGAGGUCACUGGGCUCCUGAUGUAACCACCAUCACAGUGAACAUUCCUAUAAUGAAAUGAACUGAAAAUAGAGCAAACUUCCCGCCAGCAGGGAUCAGGUAGCCCUUCUUUUGAGGGGGCUGGGGAGGAUAAGACAGUAGAAAUGUGGUAAUUAGGUGAACUACUGUCUUUGCUAACUGUAUUCAUCAGCUAGGUGCUCAAUACGCUGCAACUCACAGCACAAGUUGCAGACUGACUUCUACCCAGAAAGUGAGGGCAUGAAAAGCCCAGAACAAGGGGGACAGCACUAGGGUCCCAAUAAGACUGUUACUUUUUAAAGCCAAAAUCACUGCAAUUCAACUGAACUUACCUAGCCAGACAUCUUAAUUAGCCAGCCAUACACCCAGCUAGUCUGUAUUUGUUAUUAAUCUGCAAUAAAAGUUCUAGCACUUUUAGACGGUGUAACAUACACAAUACCACAACUGCAUUAUACACACAAACCCACAACUGAGAAUUCAGGUAGAACAGUCUUCCUAAUACAUAAGCUUUGACUGGCAACAGCACUCUCCCUUUGAAUCCUGCCUGCAAAGAACUUCUUGGCCCUCAGGUACAAGUGGUUGCUCUGAGGCAAACUGAAGUGUUUCUGCAGUAAAGCCUUCAGCUAAUUCUGCACUUCCAAGAAUAUUAGAAAGAGUCACCAUAAAUAGAAAAGGAAAGUGAGCUAUUUCUUGCCUUCUGCAACACCCACCCCUCUGGGAAGGGGCUGCUUUCCUGGCAUGUAAAAUGCUACCAAACACUUUUGGAGCAUUGUCCUUCUGCAAUGGAUUGCUCACUUUGAGGAGUGGAUUUCAGCUGCUGUUUCCAGGGACUCACACCAUGCU
Pseudopodoces humilis (Tibetan ground-tit) is the source of this 7222-nucleotide messenger RNA. It is a transcript of the gene DUSP16, whose product is annotated as dual specificity phosphatase 16. Gene Ontology annotation, molecular function: protein tyrosine/threonine phosphatase activity; MAP kinase tyrosine/serine/threonine phosphatase activity; MAP kinase tyrosine phosphatase activity. The record is from RefSeq and is a predicted model, not a curated record. Gene Ontology annotation, biological process: peptidyl-tyrosine dephosphorylation; negative regulation of MAPK cascade. NCBI's taxonomy places the organism in Eukaryota, Metazoa, Chordata, Aves, Passeriformes, Paridae. Gene Ontology annotation, cellular component: cytoplasm; nucleus.